AUGACGACGCAGACGGCAUUGGCACUUACAAAGAUUGGGCAACCGCUGACCAAAAUCGUGUUGCCCAAACCCGACAAUGCUAAUGGCAAAGAUCUCCUGAUCAAAGUCGCUGCUGUUGGCCUCGCACCACUGGAUGCCAAACUUCGGGACGCUGGCUACUUUGGCAUCGGUAACCGUCUUCCAGCCGUGAUAGGAGGCGAUCUAGUCGGCACGGUUCUUAAAGCAGGGCCGGAGGUCUCCAACGAUUUCCCUCUUGGUUCGACUGUUUUUGCUCAAUGCAAUUUCAAAGAUCCAAAAGCGGGCGGGCUCCAAGAAGUUACCACGAUCAAUGGCGAAUAUGCAGCAAUCGUACCACCAAACCUGUCUGCAGCUGACGCAGCUUUGUAUCCCAUCAAUGCGAUGACCUCUGCCAAUGCAAUCUUUACCCCAGCUGGAUUCAACUUCCCGUUCCCAGGUACACCUGACUCUGAAGGCUUCGAUUAUCAGUCUCAGAAGAUCGUUGUUGUCGGCGGGGGCUCAAACACAGGGAAGCUGGCGAUUCAGCUCGCCCACAUUGCUGGAGUCGGCAAGAUUAUUGCCAUCGCAUCGCAAUCAAACGAGACUCUCCUCAGAAGCUAUGGAGCGACACAUGUGAUUAAUCGUCACGAUCCGGACAUCGAGAGUCAGGUUCGUCUGCUUACCGGUGAUGACCUCGUGCAUGUACUCGACACAGUCAACAACCCUGAUCGAGGUCUUGCAAUGUCACUGUUAUCGAACACCAAACCAGGACUCCUGAUCACUCUGACUCCUGGACGGAGCAGUGAUAGCUUGCAUGCGCAGAAGAAAGCCGGUGUUGAGGAGAAACAAAUUCUCGGCUUCCCUCACGUGUAUCCUGAAUUUGGUCACUUGUUUUGGAAGACGUUCCCUCGAUGGCUAGAGUCUGGCAAGGUCAAACCCAUCAAGUACAAUGUCAUCAAGGGUCUAGAUGCAGACUUGGUGAAUGCAGCUUUGGAUAAAUAUACAAGUGGAAAUGGCGGAGACCGAUAUCACGUUAGCAUCUAG
Molecule: messenger RNA, 1041 nt
Organism: Exophiala spinifera
Lineage: Eukaryota; Fungi; Ascomycota; Eurotiomycetes; Chaetothyriales; Herpotrichiellaceae
Exons: 2
Coding region: 1-1041 (346 amino acids)
Molecular function (GO): oxidoreductase activity, acting on NAD(P)H
Source: RefSeq, a predicted model, not a curated record